GGUCAUCCAACCAUGAAUGCAGGAGGAGGGAAGUGAAACAACACGCACAAAAAGAGAACUCCGACUUGUCUCUCUUACAUCCGCCGCUGUACCGAAACAUUCCUGCGUGACUCCAGUUCAAAAUGUACGGUGGUCAGCAAACAGCUUGUCAGUUAGUGCUCGAUACGUGCUGCAGGUAGGUCGCGUAGUAAGCGAUGCUUAUUCGUGAUGUUCGUGUUACCCCUGGAAGUGCAGUGUCCCUCUGUGUGGCUUUGGAACUAACGUACUGGCCGUGUGUAGACAUUGUCCUAACGGAUUGACACUAAAACCUCCCGUAACUGCUGUAAGUUUUCGACGUAUUGGCCUUGUGUAGACGUUGCUGUGACCUGCGGAGAGACAGACACCGAUGAAACUUCCGAAAACAUGGACGGCUAGGGAAUGAAAUUCGUUGCUAAGGAAGGUAUUGUUGGUUGUAUACGUCGUGGUGGCUCCAUAUUUGUGUGCUUUCAAGAAACAGAGUGUCUUGAGUGAGUUAAGAGACAAUAGACAAUAAAAUAAGUGACUAACGUGUUGGUCAUGUAUAGAUAUUGUUGUGGCUUUGUGUUUUAUGUGGUUCGAAAGAAAAAUGCCUCGUAGGACUCUCCUCCACAGAAACGACAGCUGGUGGAUUAAAUGUUUUACUUACUUAUUGGCCGAGUGAAGGUAAAGCCUGGAACUAUUACAUUGAAACAAAUUAGGCCAAUGAAAAUAUAGUGACUUACUAACUCUUGUUUAGACACUAGAAAACGAGAAACGCUGUUAAAUGAAGUUGGUACCUGUAAAUAUGUCCAUAACUCGAUCUCUCGUAUACCAACAAAGAGGAUUAUAAAUUUCAUGUAUUAUCGCGUUCUUCAAAUGUUUGUACAAUGGAAAGUUAUUGCUUGGUGACAAACGUCGGUGACGAUAUAUGUUGUAUUUUUUGUUAUCAAACUGUAAUUUCACAAUACAUGUGCUGUGUUAUCUCAGUCUUGUAUGAGCAAAUAUUCGGACUGUGUCGCUUUCAACUGUAGAUGGAAAACGUGUCUGUAUAUCUUCUUUCCUGCACAUUUAGUGAUUGUUCCAGGGCCUCGAAUAAAGACGUUAUCAGUUGUUGUUUAACUGAGUUCGUGUGUUCGAAACGAUCCGUCAGCCAAUUGUAAAUACCGUUAUGAGAUAAACCGUGUGGUCAGGACGUUUUAACUUCCUGAGGCUGAUUCCAACCGCUUAAGAUGACCUACUGGUAGGCAUGCAUGCUGCAGUGGAAACGUUCAUAGAGUAGUAUCGGCAGACGUCCUAAAAUGGAAUAUCCUGCUCUAAAAUAUCAAAAUUAAAUAUAGAUUCAUGUCUGUAAAUCUUUAUACGGUAACAAUAUUUCAUUCAAAGUGUUUCAAAUUGGACGGAAUUUAAUUGAAAUGUUGAAGUGUUAAGUAGAGCGCAGUACGAAUUCGUACGAAGAAAAAGGAUCAAGUUUUGUUCAACACAGCCAGUGACAAAGGAAUAAAGUUACUUAGUAUAUUAAAAAUGGACGGCCAUGCGUGUCUUGUGGAGCUUGGAUACGAAUGUACCGUGGCUCCGUAGUGGCACUUUAGACAUUGCAAUGCAGCCAGCAUCCACCGCUUCAUUUUCAUGUGUAAAGUGAACUCCCGCAACGAAAAAGCGAUUCUGAGCAAAAUGGUGGUUCCUCCUCAUCAGCAAAUGGAGUACAGCUCCUCGAUCCCAAACUAUUCAGCUCCGUCGUCUGUCUGCACAUCUGACAGCGGUGGAGGAGGCAGUGGACAUGGAAGAAUGCGAACAAUACGCUUGCAUCGAAGACUUACGGGGAAUCAUCCUGGUCCUCCAAACUUUGGUUUCUCAGUUCGUGGUGGUCGAGAGCAUGGCACUGGAUUCUUUGUGUCUGCAGUGGAACAGGGAUCAGAGGCGCACUGUCAGGGCCUGAAGAUAGGUGAUCAGAUCGUAAAGAUAAAUGGAUACUCAGUAGUGGAUGCUGUCCACCGAGAAGUAUUACUAUACAUAAAGAGUCAGAAUCAUCUGGAACUCAGAGUCAGAACUGUUGGCAUGAUUCCUGUCAAAGAUAAGCGCACGGACCCACUGACAUGGCGUGUUGUGGAAGAAGACAGGGUGCGCUCAUCACCAGAGCUCUCCAGAACCAUAUAUAAUGGGAACAGUGAGGACAUCAUUAGAGAUGUGAGACUGUUCUUGAAUGUGGCACCUCGCAUGAAACUGGAGUGUGGGAUCUGCAAAGGCCCAGAAUGGAAACCAGGAAUCUUUGUUCAGUUCACAAAAGAGAAUGGUCUUGCACGAGAGGCAGGUUUACAACCAGGUGACCAGAUCUUGCAAUGCAAUGGUGUGCCUUUCAUUGACAUUCCAUUUAGUGAAGCUGUGAAUGUACUGAAGACAUCACGACAACUGGACCUGAUAAUCAGGAAGGGAUCUGGUUCAGAUUUAUUUCCAGGGGAGUCUUCUGGGUACAACAGCUCAUCUAGCAGUGUGAAUGGAGACCAGAGUCCAAGUUGGGGUGAUACCAAGAGGCUGUCCAUUGUCAAGGAGGAGUCUGUUGAACUGGAAGACAGACUGGGACAGUUAGAUUGUAAUCAUCACAUCAAAGAUUGGGACCAGAUUGAGUAUGGCUGGGAGAAAACCGAACCAAAACAGAAAAAAAACUCACCUGUCCUGCGAGUUCACUUUGAGGAGAAUGGAAACAGUCGCAUCGUUGAUGAAACUAACAGAGAUAUGAGUGAACUAAGUCUGGUGAGCAGUGGGCGCAAUAGUGUUGCUGGUGCGGAUAGACAACAUUCAGAACAGAAGUUUGCAGAUGGAGCUAAACUUGCUGAAAUCCGCAUGGUGUCACAGCAAUCAGAGACAAAGACAGUCGUGGUGGAAGUCCACAGGAGUCAGGAAGUAGAUGAUUCUGUGGCCAUACCUAAAACCACUCUUGUCUCAGAAAGAUUAACAGCUGAUGAGGGGUCAAAGGAUCAAAACUCUCUGGCCAAGAGUCCGUCCAGUAGCUCAUUUAUCAGCAUCGGAAGCAGCACUGCUAGCAGUAGUCUGUCCAGUGCCAUCAGCCAGGAGCUGCAGAGGAGGUCGAAGCGACAUGAGAAUGAAGGCUACAGGGAAACAGAAAGAAAAAAAGAUUUCCUCAAAGCAAUUGAUGGAGAGAAACGACAACAGCAUGAACAGCUGAUGGAUGAGUUCAGACGUGUACAUCGGAAGAUGUUUGCUCACAGCAUUGCUGCAGAGAAUCAGGGCAGCACCUCCUGUCAAUCUGAAGCAACACAGUUCAAGAUAUCUCAUUCCUUGGAGGAGCGUGAAUUACACCAAAGAAAACAAACACAGAAGGAUGACAAAGGAGAAAAGGUGUCUCUUCAAAGAACGUUAGUAACAACAAAGGACCACAAUUUACAAGACCAGCAGGGCAAAAGUGAUGUGCGAGAAGUGACCAUAAUCUCAAAUAGUAGAGAUGUACCACCUCCUCCCCCUCCAAUGCCAUCACAUGAAUCGGAAAGUCUGAGUUCUUCGUGGAAACCAUCUUCACCAGCUUUAUCCCUGGCAUCAUCAGGCAAGAUAUUGCUGAAUGAGAGGCCACCAUCCUGUCCUACACCCGACUAUGACACAAGUUCAUCUCUAUCUAUAUCUUCUGCCGAGUCACUUAUUACUUCAAGCAAAAACUCUGCUUCUCAAGCAAAACUCCCCUCACCUUCAUUCACAUAUGUAAAUACUAAUAACAAACCAAUGCUUAACCCCCAGAGCAGGCUCACUAUAACAAAUUCCACUAAAAGUACUGUUACUGCUAGUCAAACCACUUCAAAAAAUGCCGACACUGUGGAAAUGCAGUCCAUAGAGUCUUUCACACUUACGAAUCCUCAUUCCCCAAAACCAAAGCCACCUGAAAUAUAUUUUGUUCCAGUAAGGAACAAGAAGAAGCCUCAACAUUCGAGUGAUACCAACCAGUCGACAUGGAAAGAUGACAGACUGGCUGGUAAGCAGAGGCCAGUCUCCAUAACAAUAAGUGAAUAUCCAUCAGGAGUUGAAAGGAGGGUUCCAACACGUUUUGACUUCCUUCCAACGUAUGCCACAGAAGUUAGGAAAUCAACAUCGCAAGUUGAUGGCUCCAGUAUCACUAGCCAACUGCAUUCGGAGCUAGCUCAGACAUUGUCAAGAUCAAAUCUACAGAAGCGGACUGAUUCACAGGAUUCUCUUCAAAAUGGAAUUUCUACAGAAACUGCCUCUGCAAAAGGAACCAUAACAAUUUCUGUGAAUUCCCACCAUUCUGGAAAGAAUAUAACCAAUUCCAGGCCAUCACAUGGCUACUCUAGCAGACCCCAAGUCACAAAUGGUGCAAACAAAAUACAUAUUGAAAAUAAUACGAAAUCUAUGAGUAAGAGUUCAGUUGUGUCAGUAGAUAAUAAAACUCAAAUUCCGGCAUCAAUUAAUGCCGCAGAUAAGGAAGCAAAGUCACUGGUAACAAACAACAGGGUGACCAUCACAGUGCCGAAUGGCACGCAGUCAAGUAAAUAAGAAUCUCUUACAGUGUUAAGUAUUGCAGACUUUGUUUCUGAAUGAUGUCAGCCUGGAAUAUUAUCUAAGAGAUGGUAGUGAGUUUAUAUGUAAAUUUAUCUGUACUUUGACAGUUCAAGUUCCAAAUCUACUGACAGAGCAUGUCAACAGUGUACGUGAUAUAAACCAAGAUGUGUGACUGGGUGUGAUAUAUUUUUAACAAAAGUGUUCAAACUUAAAAUAAAAAAUAAUGUAAAAGUGUGCUCCAAUUUGUGAGAACAUAUUCUCCAAGA
Molecule: messenger RNA, 4784 nt
Organism: Zootermopsis nevadensis
Lineage: Eukaryota; Metazoa; Arthropoda; Insecta; Blattodea; Termopsidae
Cellular component (GO): stereocilium tip; cilium; plasma membrane
Molecular function (GO): protein binding
Source: RefSeq, a predicted model, not a curated record